This is a messenger RNA of Dicrocoelium dendriticum, 549 nucleotides long. NCBI's taxonomy places the organism in Eukaryota, Metazoa, Platyhelminthes, Trematoda, Plagiorchiida, Dicrocoeliidae. The record is from the annotation of a GenBank genome assembly.
AUGAGUCAUCCUCGUCGAUUUAGCUUCGCUGGCGCGAUACCGGAUAAAAACUUACGCACCCAACCUUCACGUGUGCCUUUAAAGCAUCCAUCGGUUACUCGCGCUUGUAUGAUGACAGAAGAAGUUUUACAGCAGUCAUCGCCGAAAUCUAAGGGGGUGUCCUUUGGUCCCGCUUUAAGCCCCGAACAGUUCGAUGAAGGUUUACCACCUUCUACCCCAUUAAAGAAAGGUGGUAUCCCUGUUACUAUUUUGACGACUCCGAAGUUUGCGUCAAACACUAAACCUACCCAAGCUUCCGAUUCCGAGUCUUAUGUACUUCUUAAUGCACUCUCCGACGUCCGCUCAGUCAGUCCACCCGUGGCUGCAGCAGGCACCCCCGUAGAAUAUCGGCAGUUGUUUCUGUGCCUCCGACACCGGAUUCAAAUCUACUUGAUUCAUCUGUUGAAUCCCCAACACCCUGUUCAUCUCCAGUGCAGAAAGUCACUGGUCGUCAUUCGGCCCCGAUUCUUGCAACAACUUCGGUGCAUUCAUCCAAGAAAAAUUUCAUGA